AUGCAGCCCACUCCGUUGGAUGUCAUAAACGAGACAUUCGGAUGGAGUUCAGUCGGGUCCUCGAUACCCACGAUAGUUCUUUUGUUUUCGAAACUGCAGUGUUCACAAGUGAUGGGGAACAGGUGCAAAAAACCGUUCAGCUGUAGCCCUCUUUCGGUGGCCAGCUUCCAUGCCAACGGAAGGAGGCACGAGAGCUGGGAUACUGCCAUGUUGCCCGUACCUAUACAGGAGCAGCUGAGAGGCAGAGGCCGGGUUCGAACCACGGACUUCCUGGUGAGGUGGGUGUUUUCCUCUCCGAGCCCUUACCCUCCGUUCAGCACAGUCAAGUCCACAGAUAACGAGACUGCGAUUUCUGGCAUUAACUUCUUCCAAGACGUCAUCCUAGAAGACUUUCCGGCUGAAGUUUUCAUUCAGCGACCUGCAUUGGUCGAAACCUUUCUGGGAAUGAUUGGCUCCACAAAAACUCAGUUAAUGUUUGCAGCGGCGCGUGCUCUCAGUCGACUCUGCGAAAAGCUCAUCAAUCGCAUCUACUUCCAUUUGGAUCCAAACAACCACUGUCUGUUUCCUGGUGUAGAUACCGAAAGGUGCGAGAUGGCUCGGUGGUUAGUGAGCGCAUUUACUGAUCGGAAGGUCUGUGGUUCAAAUCCGAUCUCUGCCUCUCGAUUCCCCCUGUCUAGGCUUGAGCAACCUGGCAGUAUCCCAGACCCUGUACUUACUUCUGGUAGCAUGGCAGUUGGACACGAAAGGAUGCUACAGCAGAACAUCCCAAUAAGUUUUGGAUACGUUAGUACGGUGGAGUCUUUGAACAACCAGAUUCCGGGGCAGAUCAACCUUAUGAGUAGUGCAUUACGGAUAUACAUGUAUUGCGAUAUCUCGAAUAUCGUAGCGACUGAAACUGAGGGGGCCUGGUGCAGCACAUUCAGUCGCCUGGGAACAUUACAAACGAGAGAUUCAGCUGGGUCGGUGGACGGCCAUACGAUUUCUACGAACAAUGCAGACCGUCUGUCGUCAACCGAUCACGUCGUGAGGAAUUCAUCCAACCGCCAAACUCUGUUCGCAUCAUGUUAUUUCAACAGCUUAACACCAAACACCAUAGACUGUGAUCGACCAGGUGGAUACCCGCUUUUUCGUUCUUCAUGUUAUUUCAACAGCUUAACACCAAACACCAUAGACUGUGAUCGACCAGGUGGAUACCCGCUCUUUUCGUUCUGUCUGGACGUGCUGGUUGUUGUGGGCAAUGCGUUGCACUACCUAGUCACCCAGCAUUUGGCGUUUCCAACUCCGAGUCAAUCAGCUGUGAACCAUUCGAGACACCGGAGUUUCGGGAUAACCGAAGUCAAAUACCAACUGGAAGCUGAACUGCUGUGUCUGAUGCGUUUAGCAGUCGAUUUGAUGUUAACUAGCGUUGCACCACUUGAUCGUAUGAAAAGGCGGACGGGAUCAGUUUUCACCUCCUCUGACCCAGAAGAUUGUUGUACCAGUUGGAUGAUGCGUCGUAAUCCACCAGCACGUGACCUUAUCAAUCCCUGUGAUUUGCCUGGUAACUUUGCUGCCUUUUUGGAACCCUGGGGCCCUCUGCUAUGCGCGCUGUCAUCUACUUGGAGUCAGCAAGAUGGCAUGUCUACUUCGUGGAGUGCAUCCGAGUUGAUUCAGUUGGUUUCCAGCAAUGCUGUUCCCUAUGCUUACGAGAGGCAUAUUUAUCUUUCCGUUUUUGGACAUAUAUUCAAUCUGAUCACCACCCUAUUCACUCCUGAAACGGCACUUUCUGUUCUUCCAACGGAACUGCGUACUCAACUGGCACUGGCUCUGCUUGACUCAGCUCUGUUACUCCGAACAGGUCGGUCGCCGACCGAAUCGGUUGACCAGGGGCUACCAGCCUAUGUCUUGUUGUUCAAUUCACCUGUCGUAACUACCUGGAAUUUGUUGAACCGUGUUGAGCUAUCGAUGACAAGUUUGAUCAGUUUCCUCGAGCGAAUGAAGCAUUGCAUUAGUGUGGGAGUUGCACUCAGCCCCAAGGCUGAAAGCAGCUUACUGGACUGGAUCCCAGUAAACAGUCGCCUGUGCGCUGUGCGGUUGCCUGGCUCAAGUAAGAUUAGCGCAGGUCGAUGCGGUAAACGGUGUUUGUGUGUCACUGAGACGGACGAAUUUUAUCAAGAUCUGUCACGACUGCUUCGGUCGGCAAGAUGCACGGAUAUAGUAAUCCUGGCGGGUGAUGUGAAUGCCCAAGUUGGACGUCUAAGCCUGGAAGAAGCACAGUUAGGUGGUCGAUUUGGAGUCAGUGCUGAGCGUACGGAUAAUGGGAGCGUUGUGUGCAGAUCAUCGUCUGUUCCUGGCCGGUACGAAUUUCUAGCAGAAACGCAUAUACCAAGCUACCGAGGCCAUAUGACUAUCACUUCCCGAUGGAGAGCUUCAGUUAAGGAUUGUCGUUCAUUUUGGGGUACGCAACUUUACUCUGAUCACGCCACCGUGCGGGCCCGCUUAGCGCUGCGCUUUCCUUCAGCGUUGCGCUUGCCAAAGGAGAGCAGUUCGGUUCGUCAACUUCGACAAGUUUCAGUAACUGAAGAGUAUAGAGCUGAUCUGGCUAGAAAGCUACGAGAAACGCACAGUCAUGUGGACGAUGAAGAUUGCUUGGAGGAUGAAUGGAGGCGAGUUAGCGAAGCAAUACUGUCUGCUCUCAGGAUUUUGCCCAACACAUCUGACUCGACUAAAUGA
Molecule: messenger RNA, 2712 nt
Organism: Opisthorchis viverrini
Lineage: Eukaryota; Metazoa; Platyhelminthes; Trematoda; Opisthorchiida; Opisthorchiidae
Exons: 12
Coding region: 1-2712 (903 amino acids)
Biological process (GO): centriole-centriole cohesion; centriole replication; ciliary basal body organization
Cellular component (GO): centrosome; centriole; ciliary basal body
Source: RefSeq, a predicted model, not a curated record